This is a messenger RNA of Haliotis rufescens (red abalone), 603 nucleotides long. Its product is annotated as protein VAPYRIN-like. Lineage: Eukaryota; Metazoa; Mollusca; Gastropoda; Lepetellida; Haliotidae. The coding region runs from base 1 to 603 and encodes 200 amino acids. Gene Ontology annotation, molecular function: protein binding. The record is from RefSeq and is a predicted model, not a curated record. The transcript has a single exon.
AUGUCUCCAUCAACAGCAGUCUGCCGCCGACUCCAUUACGCCUGCGAGAAUGGGUACCUGGGGAAGGUGAGGAAGAUCCUGUCAAAGACAGGGGUAAACAUCCUCAACUGUAGAGUGAAAGGCAUGACACCGUUGAUGAAGGCAGCAGAGGAGGGAAACAGAGACAUUUUGGAGCUCCUUAUUAGUAAGGGAGCUGAUGUGUCACUGGUGGGCGAUGAAUGUGACAACAUUCUUCACUUAGCCUGUUAUGGGGGAGAGAUUGAGACGGUGAAGUAUAUCCUGUCUCUGAACGCAGUGGACUUCAACAAGAGUAGAGGAAUGAAGAACAGGACACCGGUGAUGGCGGCAGCAAACGGAAACGGAAAAGUGGUGGAGCUCCUUGUGACUAAAGGAGCUGACGUGUCACUGGUGGACGAUUAUGGUGACACCAUCCUUCACUUAGCCUGUCGUAGAGGAGACGUGAGGAUGGUGAGGUUUCUCCUGUCUUUGAACGUGGUGGACAUCGACGCCAGGAACAAGAAAGGGUGGACUGCGGCCGACGUGGCGAGAGACGAGGGACAUGGACGUGUGGUGAGACUGCUGGUGUCCCGCGGCGCUCCCUGA